Messenger RNA from Medicago truncatula (barrel medic), 1290 nucleotides. RefSeq names its product ran guanine nucleotide release factor. Bases 398 to 1009 code for a protein of 203 amino acids. The transcript has 10 exons. NCBI's taxonomy places the organism in Eukaryota, Viridiplantae, Streptophyta, Magnoliopsida, Fabales, Fabaceae. Gene Ontology annotation, cellular component: nucleus. Gene Ontology annotation, molecular function: small GTPase binding; guanyl-nucleotide exchange factor activity. Gene Ontology annotation, biological process: protein import into nucleus. The record is from RefSeq and is a predicted model, not a curated record.
AUUCAAUUUCAUUUCCUCUUCCCCUUUCUCUUUCAUCUGAUGCGCGUUCCUCUUUUUUCUUCUCCCAGCCAAAGCAAAACCACCGAACAACAUCCACCACCACACCACUGCCGGCGAGCCGCGACCACUCUUCUCCUUCUCCAUCCAUCACCGCCGCACCCCCCCUCAAUCUUCUGUAUUGAUUCUUUAGUUUAGAGAGCUAUCUCCAUCCAUCUCUCUCCACAAACCCUAAUUGUUGUAACUUGUAAGAGGAGGACGUAAUCAAUAAUCCUAAAUAGUAGAGGUGGAAAAGAUGGAAAAUGUAAGCUUAUUUGAUUCAAAAAAAUGUCUGGCUCCGCCACUGCUCUCAUAAUCACACUCUCGCGCAAUUCGGUUCAUAUAAUUUACCAGUGCAAAAAUGUCACAAGAUGUUGUUUAUCAACGCCCUUUGUUUGGUGGAAGAAUAUCAAGCACGUUCCCCAACAGGUUCCAGGAUGUCAGUGAUAUACGACAAGUUCCUGAUCAUCAGGAGGUGUUUGCGGAUCCUAGCCGUGAUGAAAGCUUGAUUGUUGAGCUUUUAGAGUUUAAGCCUGAUAUUGCUGACAAUGGAAGUGCUGCAUGGUUUCUUCAAGACCUUGCUAGGGAGCAGGAUGCAGAAGGAACUGUGCUUAUUGAGCAAUCAGGAGUUCUUGAAGCACCAGGUUUGAUGUAUAAUAAUAUACCGGCUGUUGUAACAACUGCAGUAGGCCAAAUGGCGAUUUCUAAGGGACGACAAGGACGGGAAGCACAAAAUAUUGUGAAAGUUUAUUUGGCUAAUUUGCGUGUUAAAGGAGUUGACACUGAUGUACUAAUCACUGCAUAUGAGCCCAUUGUUAUCAACCCUUUUAGCGAAAGUGCGGACACAGUUGGUGCGGGCAUGGCUGUGCCUGCGUCACAAGCUGGAUGUAUUUCAAUGGACGAGGUCUUUAAACUUGCUGCUACAAGCUUCAAGGUUUAUGAUUGGAGUCUUUUUGAUGCAUCAAGACCCUAAGUGUGUGUGCUAGGCAAUGUUAAAGUAUAUGGCGUUGGAAAAUUUUAGAAUUAUCAUCAUUUGGGUGAAAUUUUGAACAUAGGUGCAUUCCCAUUUUCUGUUUUGGUCUUCCUCAUGGAAUUUUCUUUGGGCAGAACUUUUUGUUUUCUUCUUCGUAUUUAUUAGUCGGUAGGAUUGUCAGCGAGAAUAUGUUCAAUUAUUUAGAAAAAUUGGUAAAAAUUUUCCUUUGAGGAGAUGCUGGAAUAGAGUUUGUUCUAAGUCUCUUAGAACAUUCAGGGAAA